Molecule: messenger RNA, 4530 nt
Organism: Branchiostoma floridae (Florida lancelet)
Lineage: Eukaryota; Metazoa; Chordata; Leptocardii; Amphioxiformes; Branchiostomatidae
Exons: 16
Coding region: 1-3363 (1120 amino acids)
Biological process (GO): monoatomic ion transport
Cellular component (GO): membrane
Molecular function (GO): protein binding; extracellular ligand-gated monoatomic ion channel activity
Source: RefSeq, a predicted model, not a curated record
AUGCAACUGAUGCCUACACCAACGUUAGCUUCGACUGUGCAGGCCAGCGUCACGAAUGUGCAGCCCAGCACCGCGACUUUGCAUCCCCGAACUGUGACUGUGCAGCCCGGCACCACGACCAUGCAGUCCAGCACCGCAGGUACAGCUCUGCAGCCCAGCACCACGACUAUGCACCCUAGCACCUUGACUGUGCAGCCCAGCACCACGACUGUGCAGGCAAGCACCACGACUGUGCAGCCCAGUACCGCGACUGUGCAGGCAAGCACCACGACUGUGCAGCCCAGCACCGCACGUACAGCUCUGCAGCCCAGCACCACGACUAUGCACUCUAGCACCUUGACUGUGCAGCCCAGCCCAGCGACUUUGCAGCCCGGCACCCCAACUGUGCAGCCCAGCACCGCGACUGUGCAGUCCAGGUCCGCGACUGUGCAGCCCAGCACCGCACGCACAACUCUGCCGCCCAGCUCCGCGACUGUGCAGCCAAGCACCACGACUGUGCAGCCCAGCACCACGACUGUGCCGCCCAGCACCGCACGUACAACUCUACCGCCCAGCACCGCAACUGUGCAGGCAAGCACCACGACUGUGCAGCCCAGCACCGCACGUACAACUCUGCCGCCCUGCUCCACGACUGUGCAGCCCAGCACCAUGACUGUGCAGCCCAGGACCGCGACUCUACAGCCCAGCACCACGACUCUACAGCCCAGCACCGCACGUACAACUCUGCAGGGCAUCAACGCUGAGCUACCAUCCGUAAAUCACGGGCUGACGAUUGCAGUGAGUGACGAAGGUUGGGCUGGGACUGUGGAUUCGUUGACAGUGCAAAUCCUCUCUGACGUUUGCGAUGGCGUCUGUAUGUCGAUGACGGUGACCGGACUCACAGAACGUGGGGCAAAGUACAACCGAACCUUUUCGGGGGCCAACUUUGGUGAUCCUUCUGGGAUUCUGCUUACUACUUCUGGGGGCGAUUGGCUCAGUCUAGCCUGGAUCAACGUCUACAAUGGUUACACUGGGCGCUACUAUCGGUUUGCCUGCCCCAGUAACGGGUGCUGGAUGUCCACUGACUCCUCGGAGGUGAUGCCUACACCAACAUUAGCUUCGACCCACACAGCACGGCCCUGUACCCUAGGGUACCACCAGUGCGCACAUGGAAAUGCCUGCAUCCUGGCGUGGAAGCGGUGUGACGGGCUGACAGACUGUACAGACGGGAGUGACGAGGGAAGUUGUGUUUGCCUGUCAACUCCUGAGGAUCUCAACCUCGGCGGCAGACUUGCGAUGCUGCCGAAUCAGCUGGGCCAGACGACGUUCAAGGAGAUACUGAAUUCCUCUGCCGUGGACUUUCUCAGCAGUUCGAGCAGCAACACAGAGAACCGACAUCCUGGGUUCCGGGAAUUCGCAUCUGCGGUCAUCUUCCCACGAUGUCUUCUCUACGAAGACAACAACACUUUCUGCUCUUCAUCUCUACACGGAGACAACAAGACCUCGUGCAUUACGCAACUGGUACCAUGCCGCUCUUGGUGUGAGGAAGUCCUCCACAUGGCUGAUGACCGGUUGAAGAACCGGUUCCCUACCUGUGACCUGUUUCCGUCACCACCGCACGCCUGUUGGAACCCUGAACCAGAGACGAAGAACAAUGAAGUUUGCUACCAUGGCAGCGGCAUAAACUACCGCGGUGCAUGGAGUAAAACUGCUUCCGGGGUAGAAUGUGUGGAGUGGUCCACUGCGCAGGCCGGUUUCUACAAGACCGAGUAUCCCUGGGCUAACCUGGAGAACAACUACUGCCGCAACCCUACCGGUCACGAGCGGCCAUUUUGUCUGGUGGAAGAUGGCAGCCAGGAGGAGUGUGACGUCAUUCCGUGCAACGUUGUCGGCUGCUGGGACUUGGGUCCUCCAAACUACGGAAAGAGAAUUCCUGUCAAAAGGUUCUACAACGUGGGAGAAAAGGUGGCGUACACCUGCGACGUGGGGUACUCCCUGGAGAACGGGUCUUACAGCGACAUGAGGUGUACUGAAGGAGGGAUCUGGGAACCUGAUGACAAGCCCAGCUGUUCAGUGGAUAUCAGGGGGAAGCUGGAAGAGGAUCUGUUCGUCGUGUACAGCCCAAACCAGGCACCUAAGACUGAGAACCGAUCCCUGUCCGUCAUCAGUUUCAAAGGCUCUGUGGAACAGAUCGUCGACCUGGACGAAAAACGAGAGCUGCUGAUUGCUGCUGUAGUCAUUGACUUCACCUGGCAGGACAGCCGGCUGAAAUGGGAGCCAGAGUACUACAGGAACAUCGAGACCAUCAGCGUCCCGGGCAGCAGCAUUUGGAUCCCUACACUUACUCUGAAGAGGAAUGCUGAUCCUUCGUACCCGGGACUGCCGAAGGACGUACCGCUUCUGAUCACCAUUGACGGUACGGUAACAUGGAGGGUGGAGACUCUGACCAGCACCAUCUGUGAUGCAGACCCGUUCCUCUUCCCUGCCGACACCAUGGAAUGCCACAUCUGUUUCUCUGUGUCCUCUGCGAUCAGGCACACCAUCGAAUGCGGAGGGGAAAGUACCUGUGACGUCUGGUCUCCAACUCAACAGGAGGGCGAAUGGAAGCGGAAGGACAAGAUCUUCACAGAAGGCAACAAGACGGCGUGCUUCGCUGUUCAUCUUAAGAGGAUCCCGCUGUUCCACAUCGCCACGACUGUUGCCCCCUGCGUCAUCUUGGCGGUGCUGAUGACCAUCACCUUCGUCAUGCCCAUAGACAAGGGAGACCGGAUCUCCUUCGGAGUGACCAUCCUGCUCUCCAUGGUCGUGUCUCUCGUGUUUGUCACGGAUGUACUUCCUGUGAAAGGGGCGCUACCAUUUUUCGCAUCGCUGAUCGUCGUGUACAUGGCGAUGAUGGGACUUUUCCUGUUCUUCACCAUCUACAUCAUCACCCUCCACGACAAGGAGGGGGGCCUGUCUCCAAUGGCGAAGACUUUCUUCCUCCGCUACAUGGCAGGGUUCCUGCUUCUCGGAGACCUUACAGAGAAGGAGGCUGCGAGCGACGAUGGAGAGACAGGUCAUACCGGCGGGAAGCUGGCCUGGCCUAAGCGGACCAACCGCGUGGCCCCUGCCGAUGGCGUGGCGGAGGCCAACGUAGAGACCCCCGCUGAUGUCUCCGGGACACCCUGCCAGCCGUCCGGCCCGCCCAGCCGCCUGGAGGCCGCCAUGACCUCUGGCUUCAGUAACCUGAUCCACAGCGUGGAGGAGCUGACCAAGGCGGUGAAGAACGAGCCGGAGGUGUCCGAUUACACCCUGCUGACCAAGGUCCUGGACAGACUGUGCCUUGUCCUGUACGUCAUCAGCGUUGCCGUGGCCGUGCCCAUGACCAUGUAUCUGACCAAGUAAUUAUAAAGAGAGAAUACAGACACAGUGUACAUCCAUACAUGGAUUGAAAUGUGUUGUUUUUUGUGGAGUUAUGCAGAAUUUCCCCCCUUUUUUGACAAACAAUGUAUAGUUUUGGCUCCUAUGCCUUUGUACUAAAACCAAAUUACCUGAAAUUUGGUGUGAAGGUGCCCACAGGACUCUAUCACACGUUAAAGCUGUUAAGGAUGGUAUUUUUGCCGUUUUUGACCAAAAAUGAAUAUUUUUGGUACAUUUGCCACAAAAAAAGCAGAUUGAUCUGAAAUUUGGUAUGGGAGUAGAUUUAGCACAAGGAAUGGGAAAGUGGUUAAUGAUGCAUAGAUAAGGGUGUUAUGGAGGAGUCCAUUCUAGUAUGGGGGCAACUUUUUUUAAACCAAUUUUGCAGUGGGAUGAUGUUUUAAGUAGGUCAAAGAGAUGGAUUGAAAUAUGGUGUAUUUGCUUAUGAGCAAAUGUCGGCCUUUCUAGUUAUAAACUGAAUUGGAUAACAUAUUAAAUGUUUUGUCAAUCCGAAUAUUUUUGAUCUUGACAAAAAAUUCUACUGCUCCUGACUUUGAGUACCUUUAAUGUUUAUUUAUCUUUAUAUUCGUCCAACUAGGAAGAGCAUGUGGCCGUCGGGUGUUUUCAGUGUGUCCUGGGGUUGACCCCAAACAUAGAUAAGGACCCAAAAAAGAGUGACCUUCUUGUGAAUACCUUGCGUUUUCUUCAGAAAAAAAAUCGUCGUAUUACAUAGACUCUUGUUCCAUUUAUAUCUUCUGUCACUUCAAGUAUCGAUCCGUUGUGUAAACACACCCACACAACCCUGGAGCCAAACUGUGACAGCUUUACUUACAUUCUUGGUAAUGGUACAGCUUGGAAGAAACUACGCAUGUACAGCCUGGGAUGCCUAACUAGCCAACAGCUUGGAAGGAACUACAUGUACAGCCUGGGAUGCCAAACUAGCCAGCAGCUUGGAAGGAACUACAUGUACAGCCUGGGAUGCCUAACUAGCCAACAGCUUGGAAGGAACUACAUGUACAGCCUGGGAUGCCUAACUAGCCAACAGCUUGGAAGGAACUACAUGUACAGCCUGGGAUGCCUAACUAGCCGAUGGCUAUUGCAAACGGCUAGGCCUACUGACAAAGACCAACAGAAAACAUCCAGCUGUUGCAUUUU